CAUGAUGGCUGAAGACCCUGGCGGAACAAUUUUCAAUUUCUCUCUUAUUUUUCUUUCUUUCUCUUUACACCAGCUUGCCAUAGAGACAUGGCAGUACUCACAGCCCCGUUAGGCGCCCACAAAUCACUGGUAUCGACAUGCCCAAGAAAGGGAACCGAAAACGGCUGAAAUUCAAGGCCGGGGAUGUUUGUUCGGAAUCAGUCACUGUUGCUGAUUAUGCGGAUGCGGACCCAGCCGUGGUGAAGUCGGGGAGGAUGAAAAAGGCUGUGGCAAAUGCGAUAGAAAAAGAAGUUAAAUUACUCUGCGGACUGGAAGCCUCUCAGGGCGCCGUGGAGGAAGUCCUGUCGUCCGCAUCAAGUGUCACUUUGGACGCUUUGGCCAGCGGAGAUGACGCUGAUCCUGAAGAAGAUGGAGAAAGCGGAAGUAAAGUGACUCGCAAAAAGAAAAACAAAAGGCGAAAGGAAAACAGUGAGAGCAGUGAUGGAGGAGAAUAUCCAAUGGACAUUUGGUUAGUGCUUUCCUCCUACAUUCGACCAGAGGAUGUGUGCAGAUUUUCUCUGAUAUGUCGGAAUGCGUGGACCGUCACUUGCACUGCAGCAUUUUGGACCAGGCUCUACAGAAGACACUACAGGAUGGACGUUGAUCUGCCCUUUCGUCUUCAGCCUGACUCUAUGAGUCGGAUGCAUUGUCUUCGAGCCUGUGUGAUCCGUUCGCUCUUCCAUUUGUAUGAGCCAUUCACUUUGCGUCUGUCACAAACUCCUGCACUGCCAGAAUCAACGCCCACUACUUUACUCAACUCCAAGUGUGUACUCUUCUGCCACAAAAAGGUAUCGGGGACUCGGCCAGAAACAUUGUGGGAGUUCAACUUCAAAUUUCGGAAGGAGCAUGGACACAGUAGGAAUGGGUGUGCCAAGUCCCUGCACAUGCCAAAACAAUAUGAAGACGUUCACAAUAAUCCGGACUCUGACUGCUACGUGCUUCAGAUCAACACCCUCAACUUCAUCUACACACCUGUUGUAAUGGGCAUGACACUAACCCUGUUCACAAUCAAUGUAAGCACAGACAUGCGCCACCACCGCGUCCGUCUCGUAUUCCAGGACUCGCCACUCCACCGGGGGAAGAAAAAAGGGGAUCAAGGCGGGACCCAGGUGGUGUUGGACCCGGUACACAGCGUGAGGCUCAUGGACUGGUGGCACCCGCAGUACCCCUCCCUGCUCUGCUGAAGAGAGGAGCAGCAGAACGUCACGCUGGCAACCCUGCUGUUGACUCGUCACUCUCAGAAUAAUAGACUGAUACUGAAGAAUCCCGGGUUAGGUUUUAUUGCGCAUUCACUUUGAUUGUUGCUAUGUUUGCAAAUAGCCACCACUGAUUGGUCCAUAAUGAGAUUUUCUGCUUUGAUAUACAGAAAGGAGGGGAAAAAUGUACGUCUUUCGCGUGACCAGAUGAGGUUCACCAGUAUUCUGCACAGGCAGCGUUACUGCAUGGUAAACAAACAAACAUGUCUGAUACAGAUCUGCACUGUUCUUCCCGUGGUUUGUUUUAUUCUCACAUCAACAUUUAUUGUCAAAUAUCCUGAGUUGAUUUGAAUUUUGGCAAUGUUGAGUCAACACAGUCGUAAUAUUUUUUUUGGGGAAAAACUUGUUUUUAAUUUUCGAGGCAGCCUCAUUUCGUAUGUGACAUUAAGUCUGAGCUGCACUGAAGGGUCCAAAGAGUUUAUUUACCUCAAUAAUCUGCAAAUCUGGGAAGUGUUUCUUUGUCUUAUGCCUUUACUGGCUGAAAAAACAAAAACACAAAACAUGACUGUCUUGUUGCUGAUUAUUUGAGCCACAUCAUCACUGCCACUUGCAGCUUUAAGUGUUUUACAGUGGCUCAUCUGUUUUGAAUGUAUGUAGAACUUGACCGAUCACCUGCCGGAGGAUAAGGACAGAACAUGAACAUUGGGUUAUUCAGUCACUAGACCUAGUUGAAAUCAUUUAAACUGGACUCUACACAUUUUAAUUUAAAUAUCAAGGGAAAUGUAAUUCAGUUACCUACAUUCUGCUUGUGGUAGUAAUGUUCUAGUGGAUCAUUAGCAGCAACUGAUUGCAAAGGUGGUUUAGUUUGAGCGUAAUGAGUUCUGAUAAAUUUAGAGCGUUGAAAUAAAAAGUGAAACUUCCCCACUGGAAGGUCUUGUGUCUUCUCUGAAAUGU
Salarias fasciatus (jewelled blenny) is the source of this 2189-nucleotide messenger RNA. RefSeq names its product transmembrane protein 183A (gene tmem183a). The record is from RefSeq and is a predicted model, not a curated record. Bases 138 to 1223 code for a protein of 361 amino acids. The transcript has 8 exons. Gene Ontology annotation, molecular function: protein binding. NCBI's taxonomy places the organism in Eukaryota, Metazoa, Chordata, Actinopteri, Blenniiformes, Blenniidae. Gene Ontology annotation, biological process: regulation of protein stability. Gene Ontology annotation, cellular component: SCF ubiquitin ligase complex.